AUGGCGCUUAGAAUUACGGAACAGUGGAUCAGGGAACGUGUCAAGUUAAAACAUGAUCAUUUAGGUAUGAUGUCUUUACCGAUGCUCCAUUUUCUCCAUUAAAUUGUUUUUUCCCCUUUUUCCACUCUUGAUCUUUCGCGAAAUUGUCAGCAAUGACGGUUUUCUCCUGAUUUGCUCGUGCAUUCCAACGGAGUUGUGUCAAUGUUUUGUUUGUUCUGUACGUUGCAGGAAUGUUGUGGUGCAGUACCUCAUAGAUUCAUCUUAGCUAAUAUUCAUCACCUCUGUAUCAUGUCAGUUAAUCUUUAGCAGUUUUCUUCUUUAAAUUUGUCGCAAUAUGAUUCACAUCUAAUAACUGCCUUUGUUUUAAGGAUUGUGUUGGCAAUAGCUUCAUGUACAUGUACGAAGUUUUCAUUCAACUUCAUUGGGUUCCCGAAACUUGACUCUCGGAGCGCGAGAGCUGCAUUUUCAAUUGCCUCUUGAGUUUUUCUAAUCCUUUUCCUUGCAGUCAGAUACGACUGUUUGUGGAAGUUCUUUUCAUCCUUGCUUAUAUUAAGUCAUAGAAAAUACUGAGAUGGGCGCCUAUUGGAGGAAUUACGGUAUUGGUAAAAGUCCCGCACAGCCCCAUACUACAUCAUGCAUUCAGUUCUUGGAUAGAGAAAACAAUGACAGAAACAAUACAUUGCCAUUGGGAAAACAGAUUUGUUUUACAAUAGUAUGGGGCUGUGCGGAAAUUUUACCACGCUAUUUAACCUUUAACCUUAAAGUUGAAAAUGUAAUUGUAGGGUAGAGAAGUCUGGAGAAUCCUUCAAGAAUUUUAGUUUAUAUUGGUGUAUAUAAAAGCUUAGAUGUUUUCUGACAGAAUUGAGGUUUCUGUCAACUACCUCAAUCAACCCCUUAUCCUAAAAUCGCACCAAACAUUUCUGCUCAUUAAAAUGCCUACAAUGGACUUGCCAACCCCCUUGAAACCUUUUUAUUCCAAGAAGUGAUUAGUCCUUGAAGCUUCCCCUUACAGCAGCAUUGUCAAACAAAGAGGUGAUGAGAAAGAAAAAACAUAUCUGAUGUGCUAUUGUGAUCUAUAACCCACCUAUUAAUUUUCGCAUUAUGCUAUUGGCUACUUUACAUUACAUGGAGCAAAUCACCAAACAGUUAUCAUGCUAACCCCCAUCUACAUCAAUAUUAUUCCAGUAAUUAUCUCCUUUUUCACCUUUUUUAUUUUACAUGGAAGAAAAACUAGCUCUUUUUGUUAAAUUCAGUGAUAGUGACAUUAAAAAGCUGAUCUCAAUUGCUGCUCCAGAAAUGAAGAGAAAGUCAACAAAAGCUACAUACAAUGGGCAAUGCAAAAAUUAAUGGGAAGGUUAUCAAAUAACUAAACCACUUUCUGUCUUCUGUUAUGUUGGCUGAUGAUGUCCUUCACUGGGAGGUUAUCCUCCAAAUUUCACUUUUGCCCUCAAGGCAUUGCUUCUCAGCCUAACCUUCAUUUUCUGGACAACAUUUCAGCUGUAGACAUUAUCAGCAAAUAUACUAGCUGCCAGUGUCAGAGUUAAUUGGGUUAAUUGAGACAAAGUACUUCCUUACUAGAAAUUAUGGGAAAUUUGUUGUAUUAUCCCUUGUGUAGAUGAUGUGAAAUCUCUCUCACUUCCUGGUGCAUAUAAUGAGAAGAUUUCAUCCCUGGGUACAGCUCUUCAUGGAUUCACUCGACUCAAGUCCUUAGAUCUAUCAAGGAAUUCUCUUAUGACUACUGAGGUAAUAAUUAUGAUUUGUUGGCAAAAUCCUUUAGCUUUUUAAAAAUGGAAGCUGUUAUGUCUUAUAGGUAAUUUGAAAAGAAAAUAAAAAGUAGUGUUCUUGACAACUGGUAAUUUUUUUGAUUUUGUUGAAAAUUAUUUGCCAAAGGUGCAGUGAAUAUUCAUUUGGUGAAUAUUACUCCAGAUGAAGUCAAGGGACUAUUUUACAAUAUUCACCAAGCCUGAGGCAAAUAAUUGUCUUAAUUGCUUGAGUGCCUUUAAAUUCUGUCAUAAAUAUUUCUUUUAAUAUUGAAACUAUUCUGUUUCAAUUGUUUUGGUCACUCAUAUUGAGAUUAAGAGACAGUUUCCCUAGAGUUUGACAGGUUCAUUUAAUUCAAUCAGCAAAAACUUCAUAUUUUUCUUUUAAAAAGGUUUACUCCAAACUUUAUAGCAGCUUUUGUGCUCUGUGGAAUUGAAUUUUCUUUAUAGCCUUCAUCACUUCCUUGGAAACAUUGAUAAACAUUAAGCUGAAAUUUUGAAAUUUACCUCUCCUGCUAUAAUCUCCUCACACAAGGUGAUUGUAGCAAGAUAUAAUGCAACUGGUUCUUUCUUUAAAACUAAAAUAUCAUCUCUGAUUGAAAAUUGCAUAAUUGUAAAUUUAUAAAACUUGAGCUUGCAGUCAGUUAUAAUUCACUUUCAUCAGUAAUGAUUUCCUAUUCUCAGGGUUAUACUGUUAAAAAAUUUUAUUCCCUUCUUGUUUUGUGAAUAAUAGGGUCUGGAGAAUCAACAAACACUGGAGUCACUUAACCUGUAUCCUUCCUCGUGUUUUCAGAGAGACAGUUAACUGGAUUACUGUAGAGAUUUUCAGGACUGUAGUAUACUUCUGCUAUUUGACUCUUCCAUGUAAGAAAAUACCGGAAAAACAACCAAAAUGUCAUAACAAACUAGACUUAAAAUAUUCACCUAACAAACAACUCAUCCCUUUCAUAUCACAAUGACUCCCACUCAGAUCUUUGAAUGUAACCUAUUUUAAGUAACUACCCCCACCAAGUAAAUGAGAAUACAUGUUCAAAACAAUUACUGUUCAAAGAUAUGUACUACUUAAAAUUAAUCUAUACAGACAUUGAGUCCCAGUUUGCAUGAAACGUUUUUCUGCAAAACUUCACAACUAAAAGAAUAUUUGAAAUUACUGUUCAUAACUGAAAAGGACUGAGUGUCACAUAAAAAACUCAAGGAUAAGCAUUGAUGAUGAACUCCAUAGAACUAAAUACAAUACAUAUAGAAGAGUAUUGUUAAUGUAGUGCUCAAUUUUCCUUUAAUGAUUUGUGGGGAAAAGCAAGUCAAAGGUCAUAUAGACAAGUUGUUUAAUAAUUAAGACAAACACAAAAAACAAGUAGUUAAAAUGGAAUGAAGGUUAAAAUGUACUUUCAAAUGUACUUUCCAUGUUUGAAAAUUACAACAAUUUAUCCACAGCAAUUUGGGAAACUCAUUCCCCAGUUCAAACUUGAUGCAUUAAAAAAAGAAGAAUGAAUUCUUAUUGAGUCAUUUCUUCUGAAUUCAUUAUGGAUAUCAGUUUUUUUUUCAGGCUUUGAUAUUCACUGAGCCUGAGGCAAAAAGUUUUUAUUUUAUUAAAUUUAAUUACCUCAGAUUAUAAAAUUGAAACAAAAAUUUCCUAUUUCUUUCAGUGUUAAGUACAUAUAAAUCACUCACAUUUCAUUGAUCUUUGAUCAUUACCAUUACACCAUUAUAUUAUGAUAAUUAUUGUUUUUGAUGUUGUAAUCUUAACAUAAAUCAAUAACAGAUACUAUAAUAACAUUUCAACUUUGAAGGAUUUACAUGGGUUAAGGAAUUUGACAAAUCUAAAGGUAAAUAAAACUGAUGUUGCAAUAUUUAGUGUGCAGUUGUGGCAAUAGUCCAUUUUACAGCUGUGCACUUGGUUGCCAAGCCUUUGAACAGGAAUGAGGCUAAGGGUGACCUUGUUAUGAUAUAAACCCUGCUGCUUUUCAAAUGCAAAUUACUUUGUUAGAAACUAGAUAUGAGAUAAGUUUACCUUCAGCCUCAGAACUAAAUUUCAACUUAAAAUGGCUUAUAAACCCCUUUAGACAAAAGAAAUUUAAUUUCUGAGAAAAUUUCUUAGAUAAAUCCCUUUGCAUUUAAUUUCUCUUUAGUAUACAGUAAUACUGCUGAAUUAUUCAUGAAUAAAGGAAAUGUUUGCCAACUCAAGAUGCUUUGAUUGUCAAACAAAUGCUCCUUGUCUUUACCAAAAGGAAAAGUACAAAGAGGAGUAUGCAGAAGAUGGAUUGAUAAUGAUGCUUGGGCAUAAAGGUUCAAUAACAUGUGUACUGAGUUGAAAAAAUUUUUACUGAAUGCUGUAUAAUGCAGCAUAGUGAGUGUAGCAUUUUACCACCAAAAAUUCUGUGAUUUUAAAUAUAUUAUAUUGUAAUUACAGUCUAGCUCAAAGAUGAGGGGACCAAUGCAGUUAAACUUGUAGACAACAAGUCUAAGACUAAACACCAAAGACCAAACAUCUUGACAGACAAACCAGAUGCAUCUAACACUAUAUGUGUCUGCCUAAUUACUAUGUAUAAGCUAGCUGAUUGUUUCUCCAUUGUGGAAGGGUCAUUUUUGUUAUUUCAACUAAAUACCUGUUAAUCUUCUUGUGUUUCUUACAGCUGUGUUUAUUUAACAUUCACCACUGUCAGUGGUCUUGUUAACUUCACACAGUUUCGGCUCACUAGCAAAUUUUAUCAAGGUUUGCUCAUCAAAUAAUGCAGUACCUUUGGGUUGCAUCAUACUUUAAAAAGAAAAUAUGUCUCUUAAGCAGAUCAUUUUGUGCCUAACCAUCCUAGAUAAAGAAAGAAAUGUCUGCCACAUAAGAUACUUUGUUUUUGCUCAUGAUCUAAUAUCCACACCUAAAUCUUGUUUUCCCUUAUUUCAAAGGACUUAGAUCUGCGGUUGAACCCAGUCACCAAAAAUGAACCUGAUUACCGUCUGUUCCUUGUCCACAUGUUGCCAAAUCUACGGCGACUUGGUAAGAAGAGGCAUCUUUUUUUCAAUUGAUUAGCUGAUAUUGAUAUAUCCUUAAUAGGCCAUUUUGUGUACUUAGCUGAAGAAUUUUAUCUGUGUGACAGGAUAGCUUUUCUAGAGUUUUGGAAUAAUUGUUCUUUUAAGCCAGCUAAAUAUGCGUCAAGCGAUUCUCUGCUUUUCUGCACAGUGAGAGUGCAUUAUCAAUGUUGCAAGAGCUAUAACUUGUCCAUCAGUUGGCAAUGAACAAGAGUAACUUGGAGUCAACCCAGCAGGAUUGAGAUGAAAAUGUUCACUGCAGUGAGAUGGCAGCAUGGAAUGAACAAUAGCAGCAUCAUAACAGAGAAUUCCUUAUUACAAAACAAAAUAGUAAAACUACAUGUUCCCAUAUAUGUAGUUACUCUGAGAAAUUACUAUCUCUCUAGCGACUGUCACACUAUUCCCCCCCCCUCCUCCGUUUUGCCUGUCAUAACUCUUGUCAGCUAAACACUACUAGCUUACUCCCUAUUACAGAUGUUGGUAAUCAGUAACACUUACUGUAAUGUCCAGCUGUUGUUCUCAUAGAAGGCCUAACAGGUCCCACAGGUAGCCUGUCAUCAAUCUCUGAUUCAUCAGCUGUGCUCACACUAGAGUGUUUGUCUAUGCUUGUGGCAUUGCCUGGAACUUGAGGUUCUGCUCCAAUGAGUGGUGCCAGCAUAAAUUCAAUGGCAAGCCCUGGUUGACUGUCUUCAUCAGAAGGGUCUGCAUGUUGAGUUGGAAGAACUUACUGUCUCCUUGGUCUUGCAGGUGUACUCUGCACACCUGUAAUUCAGCUCGAUUUACCACCUUGGUGCUACCUUGUCCACCAGCUGGCUCAAUCUCUUAGGCCCCAUUGUUCAACUGCUGAACCACUUUAUGCACUCUAUAGUUCCAUCAGUCCUGUAUCUUGUUCCUUCCUCAUCUUCAUCGGUCUCUGACGAGCACUAGCUGUCCAACCUGUAAGUGUAAUGGUUUGGUUCUGCUGUUGUUGUCAUAUUACAGCUUACAUAGCUCUAACUUCUUCAUCAGUCUCUCUGCUGCUCUUUGGUGUGCAUUUCUGAGCUCUGUUUGGUGUCUGGUGAUCUGGGCAGUUUGCUCUUGACUUUAAACAUUGUCCAGGUCCACCAGUCGCUCAACUGGAGUCACAGGUCUCUCCCAAACAUCAAAUAGAAUGGCAAGUACCCACUUUUAGUGUGCAGUGUUGGGUUGUAGGCAUAGCAAAGUUCUCUCAGGUGCUCAAGCCAUCUCCUCUUCUUCUAUGCAGGUAGAGUUUGUAACAGCCUGUGCAGGGUACAAUAGAACCUUUGGCACUGGCCAUCGCCUCCUGGAUGAUAUGGCAUGGUACAGGACUUCUUGAUGCCGUUGAUAGUGCAUAGCACUCUAAUGACAUCAGCUUCAAAAGAUCUACCUUGGUGCUAGUGGAUUCCCUGUGGCACUCCAUACACCAAGAACCAUUCUUGGACUAAGGCCUUGGCCACAGUAAGCACUUUCUGAUCUCUGAUUGGGAUGGCUACAAUAAUUUGGUGAAAACAUCAGGCAUCAUUAGCAAAUUCUGCAGGCACCAGUUGGGUAAAAUCCAUCUCCAGAACUUCAAGUGGUUUGGUUGCUACAAUACUGCCCAUGGGAGAUCUGGCUGUUAGUUAGGGCCCUUUUGCUAUUACAAACCACUCACACUCUGAAACCCAUUGUUUCACUUCCAUGUACAUUCCUGGCCACGAGCAAUGCUGUUGCAUGACUUUUUUGGUUCUCUCUGGUCCUUGGUGUCCAACCCUGGUGAAAAACCUCACAGGAUCUUUGAGGAUCUUCAAGGAUUGACAAAGACCUGCCAAAGAUCCUUAAGGACAAGGAUCUUUAAAAGAUCUUUAAAGGAUCUGUAAAAGAUCCUCAAAGAUCUUUGUAAGCAAAAACGUUCGUUAAGAUCCUCAAGGAUUUGAUAAAGAUCCUCAAAGGAUAUUACAAAGAUCCUCAUAAGGAUCCUCGCAAAGUUCUUUUUAAGGAUCCUUCAAGAUCCUCGAGGAUUUAGCAAGGAUCUUUCAAAGACCCUCAAAAGAUCCUUUCAAGGAUCCUUUCAAGAUCUUUGUAAGGAUCCUUAAGGAUUUAAUCAGGAUCUUGCAAGGAUCCUUGUCAAGAUCUUUGCAGGAUCUUUUUGAGAAUCUUUCAAGAUCCUCAAGGAUUUAAUGAGGAUCUUUUAAAGACCUUCCAAAGAUCCUUUCAAGGAUCCUAUUAAGAUCUUUGCAAGGAUCCUUAAGGAUUUGAUCAGGAUCUUACAAGGAUCCUACUCAAGAUCUUUGCAAGAUCUUUUCAAGGAUCCUUCAAGAUCCUCAAGGAUUUAAUGAGGAUCUUUUAAAGACCUACAAAAGAUCCUUUCAAGGAUCCUGUAAAGAUCUUUGCCAGGAUCCUUAAGAAUUUGAUCAGGAUCUUACAAGGAUCCUUAAGUCAAGAUCUUUGCAGGAUCUUUUCAAGGAUCCUUCAGGAUCCUCAAGGAUUUAAUGAGGAUCUUUUAAAGACCUUCAAAAGAACCUUUCAGGGAUCCUGCUAAGAUCUUUGCUAAGAUCCUUAAGAAUUUGAUCAGGAGUUACAAGGAUCCUAGUCAAGAUCUUUGCACGAUCUGUUCUACAAUCCUCCAAGAUCCUCAAGGAAUUGAAAAGGAUCUUCCAAAUAUCUUUAAAAGAUUCAUUUCAUGAUUUUGUACAGCUCUUUGCAAGGAUCCUUUUUGAAUUUGAUGUGGAUAAUUUAAACACAACAAGGAAUUUUCGCGGAAAAUUAUUGUGCAAUAAGUGUAAUGAAGGUUACCGCAUAGCAACGCCAUGCUUUAGGCUUUAGGGAAACUUUGUGACAACUUACAUGACAGUAAAUAGGGUUUUGCAUUAUGGGAUAGGAAUUUAUACGCGCCGAGAUUUUUAACGGUCGCAUAAAAACAUAAGAAGCUCGUUGUUACGGUAAAUAUCAUCGACAGUGGUCGGAACUAAGGGGAAAAUGUACACAGAAAUAAAAGUAAAGGAAAGGCGUUUUCUGGAGUUCAGAAACAAGCGAAAAGAGAGACAGAAACAACCGCAAUCGUCGAUCAAACUCCAAGCAGGUCUCGCGAUUGCACUGACUCUGAGGCUGAAUGAAAAGAAUUCAUUGGUACUUCUGGAAAGAAAAUGAAGAUGCCAUCCUCGCCUAAUGAUUCUUGCUCUGAGCUCUUGGAGAGUGAGGAUGCAAAUGAUGUGUUACAGGGACAAGGAUAAAGGCUUAGCGAUCUAGAGAGAUUCUCCUCGACGCUCACUGAAGGACAUGUUUCUGAAGAAGGUGUGAAUUUACUUGGUUCUGUGUAACCAACUUAAAAAGCUCUUUUAGAGGUUGUCAUAUGAAUUCCCGAAAACACUUAUUUUGUACCUCAGGAUGUAUUAGUUCAAUUAAUCUGAAGUUUUCAGGGCUGUAUCCUCUUACUGAGUUGAGUUGGAUAAGCUGACAGUUUCUCCAUAAGCUGAAUUUUAAGUAAGAUAUUGUGGAAUAACUCACCCAAUAAUCUCGGUGAUCUUUGAACGGGCACUGUGCCCAUAAUAUAAACGACUCCAAAAGUUCCUUAGCUCAUCCAAAAGAACGACCCUAGUACUUUGUUUUGACACUAAAAACACUUGAUUUCAUGCAAUCUUUGUGCAGUUAUCUUUUCUCAAGUAUACCUUGGUUUUUCACACCAUGUGGUGGACAAAUUGAUCUGAUGUCAAAUAACAAAUUAGUUUAGGGCAACAUAUUAGUUAUAUUCAGUAUGUGUGAUUCCUAAGCUUUCCUUUGGUAUAUAGGUUAAUAUGGUUCAGAAAUAUAGUCAUUGAAGUACUCUUGUUUGCCUUUUUUUCAUGUUUACCCCCUCUGUAAGAGUAGUCUUAGUCUGGUCAUAGUCUAGUCCUAGACAAGUUUAACACAUAUAUUUUGGUCUUUUUAUCUUUGAGCUGGACUGUUGCCAGAUUUUUUGGAAAAUGAAAAUCUUAGUACUAACCUAAAAUCUGAACAGAAAUAGUGUAGAAGUAGUCCUACUAGAAAAGGAUGGGUAAUUCUCGUUUAGCAAUAAAAAAAGUUUUAUCUUCAUUUUUUUAUGUUUGGUUCAAUUUUUCUUUUUAACUUAGUAUGAGGAUUUAAGUAUGCUUAUUUUCUUGUCAAAAUUUCGAAGGUUCUAUAACAUUCUUGCUAAGAUCUUCAACGAUCUUCCAUUUCCUUGCUAGGAUCUUCAAGGAUCACUGACAUUCUUGUCAAGAUCUUUAAGGAUCUUCAAAUCUCUUGCAAAGAUCUUUAAUUUGGCCGUCAAAAUCUUCAAGGAUCUUUCUUUUUUUUGCCAGGAUCUUCAAAGAUCUUUCAAUUUCUUGCCAAGAUCUUUAAGGAUCUUUUAUUUUCUCUCCAAGAUCUUUAAGGAUCUUCAAAAUUUUCAACAAGAUCCUUGAAGAUCUUGGCAAGAAAAUGAGAGAUCCUCCAAGAUCUUAACAAGAAUUUGGAAGAUCCUCAAAGAAUUUUCAAAGAUCUUUAAAGGAUCUUCAAAGUUCAUGUAAAGAUCUUUGAAGAUCCAGACAAGAUCUUCAAGGAUCUUGGCAAGAAAGUCAAAGAUCCUCGAAGAUCUUGGCAAGAAAGUCAAAGAUCCUCGAAGAUCUUGGCAAGAAAAUCAAAGAUCCUUGAAGAUCUUGGCAAGAAAAUCAAAGAUCCUUGAAGAUCUUGGCAAGAAAAUCAAAGAUCCUUGAAGAUCUUGGCAAGAAAAUCAAAGAUCCUUGAAGAUCUUGGCAAGAAAAUGAAGGAUCCUUGAAGAUCUUAACAAGAAUUUUGAAGAUCCUCAUGAAGAUCCUCAAGAGGAUCCUCAAAGGUCCUCAUGAAGAUCUUGUAAGAUCCUUAAAGAUCCUUGAAAGAUUUUCACCAGGGAAAGUCAGUGUGAGCUGCCUUCAGGACCUCACCAUGCAGGCUGCUUGGCACUGCCAGGAGCUGUUUCACAUGGCCAUCAUUGUCAUGCAGGUUCUGAGGUAGCACACCACCUCUCUCUGCAAUGCUGUCCAGGUGGCUGACUAAAUGUAAGGUUUCUCGCUCACUAGUCACUAGUUUCUCAGGUCUCUUGUUUAUGUUCUGUUCAGUUGGGCUUUUUCCCCAGGUUCAGGUAAUACUUCAGUCUUGCUAAUGUAGCAUCUUUAUAAAGCAUUGCAGCAAACUGAUCCCUUGGGAUGGAUGGGAGAGAGGUUGCUUGUUCAUUGCGCUUGUCUGCAGGUCUUGUCACUCCCAGCUCUUCAAUCCAGAAUCCCAGCUGCAUUGUCUCAGGAAUUGUGGUGGUAUUGGCUGCAGUAGCUAGCAUCUCAGCAACGCAGGUUGUAUUUUCUUUAGUGUGAUCUCCAGGUUAUGGAACUUUAUCUUGAAAUCAAAGCUUGCUUGUUCAGCUGCUUAGCAUUGUUCAUCUGCUUUGAACUUGCUUUUGGACUGCAGGUAGGUCAGUGGGUUGUUAUUGAUGUCAACCACUAACUUGGAUCCUAGCAGAUACUCUCUUAACUUUUCUGUUACAGCACACUUUAGUGAUAGAAGCUCCAACUUCAUGGAUGAGUAGUUCUGCAUAUUCCAUUUGGCUCCAUGUAAGCCUUGGCUAGCAUAAAUGAUGACCCUGGGCUUACCAUCCUGUUUCUGGGAUAGCACAACAAAACGUGGCCUGGAAGCAUCCACCAGUGUGGUCAUGACUUAGAAUCCUCUUUUAAGGGGGUGCUGAGUGGUUCCACUACUGCACUUGUGCCAAAGGCUAAACCAGUCACAUCAAUGUUUGAUGCUGAGUGUGGUGGGACCCAAACAGCACUGUUGCCAGCAACCUUCACCAGCCUCCACUUGCUUGCUUUUAUGGUCACAAUUCCAUGAAGUACCUGCAGCUCUCUUCAUCUUCAGCAGCUCUGCCCAUGUCAAAAUUUUUACAAGUACAUUCAUCCUCAAGACGCUAGGCAUCCUCUUCCUAUACUGAAUAGUGGCCACUGUGUCUUUGAGGACCAGCACUCUGCAAUCAGGAACUAUCACACCUUCUACUUGCAUGUCCAGCUCCAGGUAACCAAGAUAUGGAAUCUCAAGGCUGUUUGCUCCUAGAAGAGUAAGCAACUUACCCUUGCCUUGAGCUCUACUGCAUAUAGGCUUGAGUUUCUCCUCAAAGAAAUUUUCUGAUACCAGGAUUACCAUGGAGCUAGUGUGGACCAGGCACUUGACCUCCACACCUGCCAACUUUGCUCUGGUUGUUGGUGUCCCACCAAAAAUCCUGGGAAGGGGUGAGCCACUGUUGAUCUCCUCCACCACUGGACUCACUGUGAUGGAGUUGUUCCGUUUCCCAUAGGCUUCUUUUGAGUGGGUUGUACCCCUUGACUGCUGACUGGUCCUGGAUACAUGCAGUCACAAACAAAGUGACCAUCCUGGCCAUACUAGAAACAACAGGUGGGUCAUUUUUUCAGUAUCAAGGUAGCUAGCAGGAGGUUUAGGGUGUCCUGUAGGUGGUUGAGCACCUGCUGCUGCUAGUUGAUGUAGGACGUCAGAGUCUCUUACUGUUUCUUCAUCUCUUCUGCAAGUAUAUUCUGCCCAGAGAUAAGGUCAGACAGGAAUUUGGGUUGUUUCCCCAGGCCAGCCACUUUGCUGCUCACCAGCUCAUCUUCUACUUCGAUUGCUCUUGAUGUCACCAACUGCCUUGGAAUGUGAUCCUCCUCCAAGUACCUGUGAACCUCAAGGUGGACACAUUGGAAUGUGGAUUCUGGCGGGUCCCCGGUCCAGCUCUUGACAUUGCAACACAAAUUGGCAUCCCCUAAGUUCUCCACAAAUUGUUCCUUCAACAGGGUGUCCUUGUCGGGCCCUGACCCUCCAUUUAGACACUUGAUCCUGGAGAGGAGGAACAUGACCCUUGGCACCUGGCAAAGAACUACUAUUUGGCCUGGGUUACAAUAAGCUGUUCAUCAAAGGCCUCUGGUGGGAAUGGACCUCUGUGGGGUUGGCCUCAGCCUGACUUCUUCUUUUGCCACAACCUUAAGGUGACAAAUUAGGGUAUCAACUGCCUCAGCUACUGUUUGACCUCUGAUAGCCCUCUUGGGAAGAUAUCAUAUUUCAGAAACAAAAGAAAUUGAGAUAUUUCAUUCACACCAGCAUGUAGUAAUGGAAAAUAGUAUUACAGCAAUUAGAAUGCAUCGUUUUAUAUACUUAGAAAUAUUCUUAUUUACAUCAUUUCUCCUUGGUAUUUUAGAUGAUAGAUCUGUGAGGGAUAGCGAAAGAAGAGCAGCCAUAAUGCACUUUACAUCUGAUCAGGUAUUCCCAAACAAUACAUUUACAACAAUAUUCAGGUAAAUUAUUAUGUCUUAAGUCCACAAAGACUACUUUAAAUUAUUUGAUUUUGAAACCAUGCAGAAUGAAUGCCUGUGAAUGUAACUGUCACAUUGUGUAUUCUCACCAACAAGUUUUCUGUAGCUCUGUCAGAGCAUCUCUCUGUGAACUCAGAUCUUAGUUAGGAAUACUCAGAAUCAUAGGACACUCAGAUUUUUCUUGGUCCCUUGCUUAUGAGAAAUUUUUUCCAUCUUCUUUAGAAUAUUUAAACACACCAACUGUUUUCCCCUAGGUAGGGGUUAAUCCUAAGAGUACUUUAUUUGCAUUCAGACACUUAGUUUGUUAUGCAUAAUCAAGUUUUUCAGUAUCACUAUUAUAUUACUAGACUAAAGGAACUCUAUUGAAAGUGAUUUUGAUGUAAUUAAAUAUGCCUCUUCAUCUUAAGGCAUCAGAAUUUGAUCGCCAUUCUUCACCAAAAUCUGAAAGACCUUCAGAGAGGUACCUAACAAUAUAAUUGCAUUUUAAUCUUGAAUUUUCUUUUAUUUUGUCCUCUAAGUUUUUUGCAUGAAUUUUACUUUUAAAGUGGUGAUGUUUUAUACUCCCAUUUGCAAUCCCUGUCAGUGGCUAUUUGUUAAUGACAACUUUAAACAUAAUUGUUGAAGGACAUCAUUGUCCCAGAGACAAUCUUUUGUUGAUGUUAUGGAAAGUUUACUGACUUAUUAGUGUUGGCAAUUGUCCCCUCUCAGAUUUAGAAUAUAUAUGGAAUUGUAACUGACCAUUAUUUUUUAUUUUUUCAUUUCCCAGGGUACCCUUGCCUAGAUCUGAUAUGAUUCAUAAGCUUGCUCCUCGUCCAUCAGGUACAAUCUAUUCUCAUUGAUUGACUUAGAUUUAAUCAAUCUGGUCAAUCAGCAAGUGCAGAAUAUUCAAUAAGUCUUAUCAGAAAAGGUGCUGUGAAGUCUGCCCUCAAGCCACAAGGCCCACAAUGCUAGAGCUUAUGAACAUUUCCCUGAUACACAUCCCAGUAUUGAAUAAGUUUUCUCUUCAAGCUCUGUAGCACUCAUUUCAUUUCCUGGGUGGAGAGAGACUCUGAGAUUCAAGCAUUUUUCCCAAGAACACAAUUGAGCGACCUGGUGAGGGCCAGGAGUUUGAAUGUAGACUUUUUGCUCCUGAAAUCUUGUACCUGUUCCCUUCAAACCAAGGCUUCUAGUUGGAACCUUAGCUACCCUACAAAAGAAUCUGUUUCAGUUUCAUCUUUCCUAUUAAAAUGUUAUUGGGCAUUUGAGAGUCCCUUUUCCUCAAAAUGGUGUGUUCAUUGAAAACUGCAGCCUGGUUAUAGCUCAGGUUGUAGGUUCAAUCCCCAGAUUGAAUCAACACUCAGGGUCUUAACACAUCUGAGGAGAAUGUGCUGACUUUGCUAUAACAUCUGCAAAUCUCAAAUGAUGGCGAUAUAACUUAGCCCCUGCUGUUGAGGUCUGGCCAUGUUUCAAAAUAAUUGGGGUUCCUAUAAAAUUUCCUUUUGUGUUUACCUCUGUGGGCACAACAUCCUCUGACUAAUAUUUCAUUAUUUUAAGUGCUAGAGGAAGACGAUGUGGCAGUCCUUGAUCUUAUCACACGCACUGGUGGAGAUUUAAAACAGCCAAAAGCGAUCUCUGGCUCAGCAGCUAGGGUACCUGAUACUGAAGAUUAUACUAGAGAUGGUUGGUUGGUUUCCAAAUAACAAUGUCAAUUAGGUCAAUGCCUGAUAAUAUUUGCAAAAAUGUUGGUUUCACAAAGGUCAGUAAAAACCUGGAAAAUCAUGGAAUCAGAGUGAGGUUAAUGGAGAAUUUUGAAAGUGGCUGAAAAUUGCAAUGAAAGUAAAUGCAAUACAGUCUGAAUAAGCACCAUAUGAAACACCCCAAUAGCCCAACAGGGAAGUGACAAACAAUUUCAAGUCUUCAUGUUCAUAUUUCUGUUUCAAAUGGUUUUUAAUAUAGGAAAAUGACACAUUGCAAAUAAAUUUGUCUUAUGGGAUGCAUAAAAGUUUAUUUGAGAUUAAAAUGUUAAGAUAAUCUGGGCUGUACUUUCAAAUUAAACAACUGCUGGCAAUUUGUAUUGAAGUUCUAGUUUAAUGUAAAUGUAAUUUAGGACAGCUGUAAAAUUUUGACCCUUUGCUAUGACUCUUUCCCAGUUUCUCGUCACUUUGACUUAGCUUCAAUCCAUGGUUACUGGCAAUUUCUUUUUGAGCUCACUCAGUCAAGGUAACUGUUACUUAAAAUCAUCAUGAUAAAAGUCCACAUCAACCAUGUGACUGCAUAGGGUAGUUUACCUCUGAUGCAAAAAAUUGUUUACAAGGGAAGUUUUAAAAAACAAAUCUUGUAUUUCAAUCUGCUCAUUUUUCUCUAUUUCAAUCUGUAGAACUCCACAAGAUGCUUCCAUCAAUGGCAGGACCUACUAGACACAAGACAGAUCUAAGAGACUCUUCUCAGGAUUAUAGACCACACAAGGAUAGAGUGUAUGUUCACUUUGCAGAUGAUAAAAUGAGACCAUCUGAUGAUCCAAAUCUAAGAUACACAGAUGAAACAAAUGCUUACACAACAAUAUCUACAAGAGGACAUUUCACACCAAAUCCAAGGGCAACAAAUCAUAAUACAACACCCAGUGGGAACACUUGGUCACAUGAUCUAAGACAUGCCCUAGAAGACCCUAUAUCUGACAGGUCUGUCAAGGGUGACUUUCCCAGAUCACAAGAAAGAGGACAAGAUGUGAGUAUACCAUUGUCAGCAAGGUCAUAUGAACUGUCACCCUCUAGAAGACUACAACCAUCUCCUAAACAAUCUCAAGGACCUCUUGCGGACAAGUUGGGUCCAGGAGAUGAUAUAAGCAACAAAAGAGAGAUGCCAACACAUGACUCUUUUGCAAACUCAACAAAAACGGUAAGUAUUGUACUAAUAGUAGCAUGGGUUCGUUGCAUACAGAAACCAUGUUGUUUUUAUUCUCAAAUACCAUCUUCAAAUGUUUUCCUACACAAACAUUUUUCCAACAAGUAUGAGUAAAUGGUAAACUGGUUUCAAUUUGAAAAUUUUUUAUGAGGGAAAACAUCUGAACCACAACAUGUACAUUAGAUUGAUGAAGAUGGCCUAUGUUGGGCACAUACCAGACUGCUCAGUUUAAAAAUUUACAAGUGUUUAUUACUCAUAAAGGUUUCUUUAAUGUGUGUAAAAUACUAUGACAUGGAAUUCAGUAAAGGAAUUUACUCAAUAUAGAACUGGCAGAAUAUAUCUAUACUGCAGUUCUUAUCACUAACAGAAUGGUGUGUUCAGAUUACCAUGCUUAAUUUGGAAGGAACAGUACCACAUGCAUACUUUUACUUUUUGUAUGGGCCAGCCCUAUACAAUGGAGGAAGUUUAGAAAGUCUUUGUUCCUUUCAUUUUAAUUAACAUAUGAGCACAGAUCUGUAGAUUUGUCUGAAGGAGAUAUUUAUCUAAGGAACUUUUUUGGGGAUAAAUUGAUGUUUAAAGUGGUAAAAACUUGCUGUACAAGGAUCUUGAGAUACGCUGUAAGUACUAUGAUAACUGCAUAUAAGACAUGGGCCCUUUGAAUAACAAUACUACAAUGUAAUUUAAUAACUGAAUCAUUUCUUUCAUAACAUGUGUCCCACAGAUUUAACUGUUUUAGUGUUGAAGUUAAUCACUGAGCAUGUACCUAAAUUGUCAACACACAGUGUUCUGUCAGUGGCAUUCUUCUGCUGUGUAACUGCUUUUAGGUGACAACUACAUAAUUUUUAUAAUGGAUAUCCUUACUCUCUUUGAUUUUUACAGGAUAUUACGGACUCAUCAGGUUCUUUAGAUCAAGAAGAACUCUUAAACAAACUUCUUGACUUAGUGGACAAGUAAGGGUUACAGCCUAUGGCAAUUUUAUUUGAGGCAUAUUGCCUUUAUUUUGUGAGGGAAGCAACCUCAAGGAUUGGGUGAAAUGGUAAUCUUGCAGGAUUCCUUUGCAUUAUAUGUGAUUAAGUACUUUUUCCAUGUUUACAUACAUUUAGUUAGCCCCACCUAAAGACACAUUAAAAGGGGGGAGGGAGGGUGGCAGAAAUCUUAAAAGUUAUGAAAGUUAGAGGUUGCAUAACUUUACUUAAUUCUUCCAACAACCCCUUUGUUUAGAUGAUGCUAUGUAAACACAUAAUUUAAACUACUCUUUUGGUUAUGAGUAGCACCCAUUAGUUUUAUAUUAUGUGAGACAGUGUAGGUAAUUUGUUAUAUUUUCACUGUUUACACAGGUACUGGAAUGGAUCCAAAUCACUUCAUCAUCAUUCAAAGUUUCAGAGUGAGUUCAACACUAAAGAAGACUUAACAUUUGUGUUGGUAUUAUAGUUCUCACCAGAGGAAACAAGUAAUGGGUAUAAUUUAAAGAUAAAAUCAUUUUCUUGAAUAUCCAAGGGAAAGAAAAACUAACAAUUAAGAAUUAGUUCAAAGGUUGUCAAAUACAGAGUUUUCCUUUAAACAGAAAUUGAGUCUCGUUAAAACCUAGAAACAUAUUAAAAAGCCAAAAGCUAGCCUGCAGUGUUGAUUAUUCUGCACGGUUUUACUGCUAGUUGUUGGCUUAAGUGUAUUAUGAGAGAAUUAUAGUGUAUCAAUGACAAAAUGUUCAUUGAAUGUUUUUGUUGCAAAAUUUUCACAGUCUCUACCUUUUUUGCAAUUUGCAGGUCUUGCUCAAAAACUUCUUUCUUCCUACUUACCACCUUCCAUGGAAAGAGCUCAUUUGACACCGUCACAUGAUAAUGAUAAAGUACGAAAAGAACUGAAGGAAAGAACAGCAGAAAUAUCAAGACUACGUGACCAAAUGUCACAACAACAGACUGACAUGGAACAAUUGCAUAACAAGCUAAAAAGCCACCAAGGAUUAAAGGAUUCACUUGAUGCUGCUUCAUACGAACUGGUUUGUUUGUUGUCUAUUUUGUUGGGAAUGCUUACUCUGUAAUUAAUUUAUCCAUAAACUGCAGCAAUGAAUUACAUUGGAGUGUUACAAAUAAACUGUGAAUAUACUUGGUUUCAAGUUAUAAUUACAAUUUGUGAUUUUUAUAGAUUACUUGAGCCACUUCCUCAACAAAUAAGAUAGAAAACAUUUAAGUUUGUCUCUCUAGCACUUAUUAAGUGAGUACAUAUUUACAAAAAACAAUUAAAACUUUUAUCAUGUUAAUCAUUUUUUGGUUCCAAAUGAAAACUUCAGUGUACUAUAUUAGGGCUCAUAGCCUUGAAUAAAAAGUAUCUUGCAAAGAUUCUUAAAUUUCACUUUCUGUUUAGGCCUCUGUGAGAUCAAGACUUCUAGAGUUUCAGGAGGAGAAUAGUGCCCUACAAUCUAAAAUAACUGCCCUAGAGGUUGCCUCACAUGGUGCUUCAGAGCAAGAAAAACUUAUAGGUAAUGUAAGAAUCUCUUUGUAACCUCUUGAUACAUACUGACAAUAAACUGCAAUCAUUAUCUCAUAUAUGGUAUACAUCAGUAAUGUAAUGCUUUCAAGUGAAAGAGUACAAUUUGGUAUAAGCAUGUCUCCCAAUAAAUGCAAACUCUGAUGUUCAUUGCCACAGCUGCAGCUGUGUUUCAUUGUGUUACCAUCAGUCUUAAAUAGAGGGGCAUCUUACCACAAACAAACUUGAUCAAAACCCUCCAAUCACUACUAAGCAGACUACUAUCAAUCUACAACUGUAUACAAAGCUUUGUAAGGUGAUUUUCUGCUACUUGAGGGGAUUUUAUGUAAUAACAGCCACCUUGAUUUGAAGAAAGUUAUUUAAAUCCCUUCGUAUCCUCCACUGAUAAUUUACUGUUUGCUUACUCAGUAAGCAAGCAGUAGUUUCUCCUAAUAAUGUCCAUAUAUUUUCAAACAAAACAGUUACAAGAAUAGAGAAAAAAUAUCAACAAAUGAAAAUUGUUUGAUUUGACACAAAAUUCUCAGAACUGAAGUAAUGAGAAAUGUAUAGCAGACGGUAAGGAAGAUUUAUAGGUAAAUCUUGGGAGUGAAAAGUUAGGGAGAAUACUUCCAGGUAACAAGUAUAAAUUGUCAUCAUAUGUAAAUGCAUGCUUCUUUCUGGGGUCAACCAUGUUGUGAUGCAAUCCUGCUUUCAAUCACCUGCAAUCCAGAACCUGACUGAAUAGUUCACCAUGCUUGUCCCUCAUGUAUUAUCAAAGCAAAGGAGAAAGAAUCAGUUCCAGAGCUGUCACAAAAUGUUCUUGACCAUUAACAACAGAUAUAAAGCGACACUAUGCUGCUUUAAGAAUCCAACUACUUUAACUACACCAGAUACAUACAUCUUUUAAUAGAUAAGCACUUGUGGCUGCAUGUCAAGUUUUUCCUCUAUCAGCAACAAGCAAAUUGGUUUAUGACCAACUGAUGAGGAAGCUUAAAUGGAUUUGACAUGAUAUUGUUUCUCCAAUAGGUGAGCUUCAACAAAGAAAUCUUUCACUUCAGGAACAAGUUAAAUCUCUUAGCCAACAAGUUCAACAACAAAAUGUUAAUCUGGAGCAAUUACAGGAGCUCACAAACAUGCUACAAGAGAGCCACAGGUACAGCACACUUGUGAAAUUGAUCAACUCAAGAUAUAUUUGUUGCAGAAAGUGAAUGAAUUUCUUAGUGCAAAUCACCUUGGAAAAAUGUUAGGGCAGUACUUUUUGCUGGCUGUACCAAUGAAAAAAAAGAAAACACUACCCCACAGUGAAUGCUGGUCAUUGUGCAUGUAGAGGAGGAGGUUGACACCCCGUCUGAUGUCACCAUCUUUGUUCAUUCUUUUCUGUUCUGGUCUGAACUCUGUCUCUAUAUUAAUCUUCUAACCCCAAAGAGUGGGUAGAAUCUAAUUUUCCUUUCACAAGCUUUGAUGAAUCAAACUCUAAGGUUAUGAGAAUAAAGGAAAUGAUCACCACUUUAAGAAGCUCUUGAUUAUAAAACAAAUUCUCACAGUCAUUUUUUCUAGGAAAUGUAAAGAGAAAAGUAUGGAUAAUAUGUAUACUAUUGUUAGGGUGUAAAGAGUUUGGAGAAAAAUUGACUGCAAGCAGCCAAAGAAAUUAGAAAUCUUGAUAAAAAAAAAUCUCUCAAAAGUAAUUCUCCUUAUUACUUUCUGCUAUAAACUUCUUAUGAUGUUGGUUUGGAGAAUUUGGUUUUUUUCCUAUCACUUGUCUGCUUGAUAUUGUAUUGAAUGGGAUAUUGUAUUGUAUUGACAUUGUGAGGAGAUAUUCUUUCUUGGCCAUUGGAGUUAAAGGGCUAAAUGCAUCUUUAAGAAGCUCUCUGUCUAAAAGCUACAAAUGCUAAAUUUGUAUACACCACUGAACAUUGCAAUUUUUUAUCCUUACCACAGUAUACACAGCCAUUUCCACUUGGAUGAGUUAAUGUAAAGGUGUUAACUGACAAAUUGAAAAUGGGUCAUGGGUUCAUGAUCUGAGUCAAGUUUGUUAAAGUAUUUCUUCUUCUUUUGAUUCACCCAGAUCACUAGUAUCUACAAAUGACCAUUUGCUGCGGGAACUGGAUGAGGCACGGCAGCGCCAUCAACAUGAAGUUCACCAGAUGCACUGGAGCUAUGAUAAUCUUAAAAAGACUAUCGACUGGUUACCAAAUAGUGUCAAGUAACAUUAAGACAAUCACUGGAGCCUAUUGUUCUACAACAGAUAUCUCUUCCUUAGAUAACCUUCAUAUAGAAACUAAGAUGUUUGCUUGCAAAAUAACAUAUUUAAUGAAGCGAAGAAAUAUUACAUAGCAUUUUAAUGUGAAGUUCAUGUGUCAAUUUUUGCUUAGUAUUUCUAAAUGAGUGUCUAAAACUUUAUGAAGACCCUAUGAACUGUAACUUGUAAUGAAAGUCUAAACUCAUGUCCUAAAUUAAAAGCUUGAAAUGUAAAACGUUUUCAUUACAAUUCUAUUUGAUUGUACAGGACUUCAUAUUUUCAGGCAUUAUGUGCAUGUUAACCUAGUAAACACUCCAUUAUUAUAAUCACUGUCUUUAUAUCUUUCUGUGCCUGGGGGCUGUACAUACCUACCCACAUUAAUUUUUAUUUAUUAUUUCCAAUCAUCAGUAGGUCAGCCUGAUUCUCAGAUGCUAGUUUGCCAUCCCUGCUUGUAAAACAAUCAUGUCAAACCAGUGUGUAUGCAUACA
This is a messenger RNA of Pocillopora meandrina, 20149 nucleotides long. The record is from the annotation of a GenBank genome assembly. NCBI's taxonomy places the organism in Eukaryota, Metazoa, Cnidaria, Anthozoa, Scleractinia, Pocilloporidae.